UCCUUGAUACAGAGAAUCAGAUGAGGAUGGAUAAGAGGUCUCGGAGCUCUUCCAGGGAGUCUCGUAAGAGAAAUAGAGAGCCCCUGGCUACACAGAAGAAACGAGAGAAGAGGGAGAGCAGCAGAGAAGCCAACAAAGAAACAGGAGAUGUAAAACAGGAGAAAACAAAGGAGAUAAAGAGCAUCGCAGGGACUGAUGGUCGGGUGCACACAUCCACGGUGGUGGACGUGGAUGAUGUGAUAUCUGAUGAAGAAAUGGAAGCAAUGAUGUUGCUGGACAGCGAGCGUCAUGAAGAAGGUAUAAAGUCACCAGGUCUCGGCAUCUGCGAGUGGCUUCUGACUAUCUUGUCUUUCCUGUUCAUCGUAAUGACCUUCCCCAUUUCUGUCUGGUUCUGCAUGAAGGUAGUGCGGGAGUACGAGAGAGCCAUCGUUUUCCGCCUUGGGCGUCUCCUUCCUGGCAGAGCCAGAGGGCCUGGCCUUUUCUUUUUUCUUCCCUGCCUGGACACGUAUCACAAGGUGGACCUCCGCCUCAAAACCCUAGAGAUCCCCUUCCACCAGGUGGUGACUAAAGACAUGGUUACCCUGGAGAUAGAUGCCGUCUGCUACUACCGUUUGGAGAAUGCCUCUCUUCUCCUCACCACCCUGACCAGCAUCUCCAGUGCCAUCCAGCUGCUGGUACAGACCACCACGAAGCGCCUCCUGGCACAUCGAGCCUUCUCUGAACUUCUCUUGGAGAGAAAGAGCAUCAGCCAGGAGAUAAAGGUGGCUUUGGAUGCGGUCACAGGCCUCUGGGGCAUCAAAGUGGAGAGAACAGAAAUCAACAACGUGCAGCUGCCUGCUGAAGUCCGACAGUCCCUGGCCGUGGAAGCAGAGGCCCAGAGGCAGGCCAAAGUGCGGGUGAUUGCUGCUGAGGGGGAAAAGGCUGCUUCUGAGUCCCUGCGCGUAGCAGCUGAGAUCCUGUCGAGUGCUCCUGCUGCUGCUCAGCUCCGUUACCUUCAUGCCCUGCACUCCCUUGCUGCAGAGAAACCUGCUGCCUUCAUCUUGCCUCUGCCUUUGGACCCCAUGAAUCUGAUCUCUCCAGCUAUCCACAGCCCUCCGGGAGUGAGCAGCCUCACCACAGACGCCACAAAACUCCCAGAAGUUGUGAAAGACAAGAAGGACUCACCCAUGCUCUAAGAGUUGUCCCAGAAAAGGUUGCCACAGCCCAUGGUCAGUCCUGCUCAGAGAGGAGCAAGAAGGCUGAUCUACGGGCAGCCUACCAGCAGGUACUGGCCUGGAGGCAGGUGGGGAGGCAGCCAGACCUGUAAUAUAAAGUAGAUUGUACAUGGAAGAAGCUUCUGCUUGUUUUGGGAAGGGAAAAAUACGGAGCAGGAGGAGCAGGGCUGGUGCCAGUGUGAGCAGGGGAUUGAGGGAAGAGGGUUGUCAUCUCUUCCUUUUCACCUGACCUUGAGACCCUAAGGCCAUCCUGUUUAAAUCAUCCCCAUGCCCAAACUGAUGACCCGUCUCUCAUGAGUUAUAGGGAAUUAAGGUGCAGAAAGUCCCACACUGGGAUAAAAGGGGCAGGCACAAGCUGCCCCACAGGAGGGACUUACAGAGGCAUUGGUUUCCUGUGGCUCUGUCUUUACACUCAGACUCUUUGGGAUUUCCCUUCUGCAUUCUUGGCUGCAAGUGGCAGAUUUUUUUAAAUGAAAGGCAAGUCCUACAGCUGGGUGGUAACACAGCAAAGGCAGAAGUGCUUGCACAGGGGCACGUUCCUCCUUAUAGCCCAUCUCCAUAUGCUGUGUCUGGUAAGGUGGGAGCGGUCGG
Messenger RNA from Oxyura jamaicensis (ruddy duck), 1805 nucleotides. RefSeq names its product NPHS2 stomatin family member, podocin (gene NPHS2). The coding region runs from base 21 to 1175 and encodes 384 amino acids. Gene Ontology annotation, cellular component: plasma membrane. NCBI's taxonomy places the organism in Eukaryota, Metazoa, Chordata, Aves, Anseriformes, Anatidae. The transcript has 8 exons. The record is from RefSeq and is a predicted model, not a curated record.